Hemibagrus wyckioides is the source of this 11455-nucleotide messenger RNA. RefSeq names its product bromodomain PHD finger transcription factor (gene bptf). Gene Ontology annotation, biological process: regulation of transcription by RNA polymerase II. NCBI's taxonomy places the organism in Eukaryota, Metazoa, Chordata, Actinopteri, Siluriformes, Bagridae. The transcript is spliced from 32 exons. The record is from RefSeq and is a predicted model, not a curated record. The coding region runs from base 229 to 9606 and encodes 3125 amino acids. Gene Ontology annotation, molecular function: RNA polymerase II cis-regulatory region sequence-specific DNA binding; zinc ion binding. Gene Ontology annotation, cellular component: NURF complex.
AGUACACGGAGAGAGAGGAAGCAACAUGGCGACUGCGAGCGACCCGAAGCGGGACGCCGGCCAUUCGCUUUGAGCUUUCUCGCGUUAACCGUGUCUCUGGCUUUACUGGACUGCUGCAUCCGUGUCUCUGCGAGUCUAGCUUUCCGUCGGUGCCUGAAAAUUCGAGUUUUCUGCACUUCCGGUGCGCGCUAGGACUGAAAAAGAAAAGAAUAGGUUUUUCUAUGUGUAAUGAGGGGGAGAAGAGGCAGGCCGCCCAAAACCCUGCUGAUGCAGGAGCCUUCUCCAGGGCCGGUGCGCGGUCUCAGACCCCGGAAAGGAUUAAAGGGGAAGAGGAGAGGUGGCAGCGACGACGAAUUUGUGACACCCAAGCGGGGAAACCCUCAUUCAUCGCGGGGCAAAAGGAAAUCUGGAUCCGCGGCAUCGCGGGGUAGAGGCAGGGGCAGAGGAGCUGGACGAGGCAGGGGGAGACGGAGCUCCGCUAACGCCGUGGUUUACGAUGACCACGAGAGCGAGGAAGAGGAGGAUGCGGUGAGUUUAGCCUCGGAGGAGGAUGAGUACAUGGAAGAAGAGCCUCUCUCGGAGGAAGAAGAUGAGGUCAUCGACAACGAGUCGGACUACCUCGAAGAGCUGCCCGAGGAGGAGGAGGAGGAUGAUGCCAGCUACUGCACGGAGAGCAGCCACGGCAGCACUCCAGGCCGGAGGAGACGACGAGCUCGUCGGCCACCCUCUCCCAUCCUGGAGCAGAAAGAGAUCCCUCCCCUGGAGCUGCCCAAGUCCUCAGAGGACCUGCUCAUCCCUCCCGAACAGCUCCUGAACGCCUCAGCAGUGUACGAGGUGCUGCGUACUUUCAGCACAGUGUUACGCCUCUCGCCCUUUCGCUUUGAGGACUUCUGCGCAGCGCUGGCAGGCCAGGAGCAGUGUGCGCUUCUGGCCGAGACACAUAUAGCGUUGCUCAAGGCCAUCUUGCGUGAGGAGGACUCCUCCAACACCACUUUUGGGCCAGCUGACCUCAAGGACAGCGUCAACUCUACACUGUACUUUGUGGACGGCAUGACGUGGCCUGAGGUGGUGCGAGCGUACUGUGAGAGCGAACCCGAAUACGGUGGCGCCGCACUCGAGCACCUGGAGGCUGACGAGUACCCUUACGGCCCGCUUGAAAGCAAGGUGAAGGUGCUGCAGUUCCUUGUGGACCGCUUUCUCACCACUAAUAUGGCCCGUGAAGAGCUGAUGAGCGAAGGAGCCGUGCAGUACGACGACCACUGCCGCGCCUGCCACCGUCUCGGUGACCUGCUCUGCUGCGAAACGUGCUCAGCUGUCUACCAUCUCGAGUGUGUGCGGCCGCCUCUGGAGGCUGUGCCCGAGGAUGAGUGGCAGUGUGAGAUAUGUGUAGCACAUCGUGUGCCCGGGGUCAGUGACUGCAUCACUGAGGCCCAGAGGAGCCGCCCGUACCUGCGACAGGAGCCCAUCGGCUACGACCGGCACCAGCGGAAGUACUGGUUCCUCAAUCGCCGGAUUAUUGUGGAGGAAGACGGUGAUGAGGAAGGGAAGAGGAUCUGGUACUACAGCACUAAAGUGCAGCUGAGUGAGCUGAUCGAGGUCCUGGAUAAGGAAUUCUGGGAGAAUGACCUCUGUGCUAUGCUGGAGGAGCUGAAAGAGGAGAUUUACGUGCACAUGGACAUCACGGAGGACCUCACUAACAAGGCCCGUGGCAACAACAAGGCCUACCUCACUGUCGUCAACGAUGAGAUCCUGGAAAAGCAGAAGACUCGCCAGGCAGAACUCGAUGAGGCAAAGCAGAAAGCUUCAGAGAAGGACGGUCUUGGGUCAAAGGUCAACGAGGGGUCCGAAGGUGAUAACCCUGUCUCGUCUAUUACCGAACUGUCUUCUUUACGACCGGACUCUGAAGACGGGAACUCGGCCUGUGACAAGCUUGAGGCUGACGCCCCAGCUCCUCCUGCUGGUGAAGAGAGUAACAGUGUGUGUGGGCGCUCUCAGGCCGACUCCUCCGGUCCGUCUAAAGCUGACCCUUCAUCUACAUCCACUGCAGAAAACUCUGGGGAAGGGGCACAGAGGGAAUGGGCAGAAAAAAGCUCGGAGUCGAGUUGCGGAGGCAGUGGAGAGCCCGUCCUGGAGAGCGAGCCACCGCAGAUCGCCGACGAGAACAGCUGCAGCAGUCACUUCUCUAUUUCCGACUGCUUGAGGGCUCCUGAGGAGCCUGACCUCAUAGACCGCUCCUCUCAAUCCUCCCUAAACAGCCAGGAUGAUGCCGGUGAGAGUAAAGGAAAUGGCGAUGGUGGAAAGACGGGGUCGGCAACACGCAUGGUGACGCGUCUCCGAAACCCGGACAGCAAAUUGAGCCAGCGCAAGGUCAUGCAGGACAAGGAUGCCAGCUCACAGGACAGUAAAGCACUUAAAGAGACUCCUCUACUGUCGAGCUUGGUCAGGAAAGACCUAGGCCUGAAGACCAGCUCCAGCAGCGGUUACUUCAAGCUUGGCCAAGAGGGCAAAUUCCGCGUCUACCAUAACCAGUACAGCACAAACGCUCUGGCACUUAACAAACACCAGCACCGGGAGGACCACGACAAACGACGGCACCUCUCACACAAGUUCUGUAUGACUCCCGCCGGCGAGUUCAAGUGGAACGGCUCACUGCACGGCUCCAAAAUGCUGACCAUAUCCACACUGAGGCUUACCAUCAUCCAGCUGGAGAACAAUAUCCCUGCACCCUUCCUGCAUCCCAACUGGGCAUCACACAGGUCCAACUGGAUAAAGGCUGUCCAGAUGUGCAGCAAAGCAAGAGAAUUUGCCUUGGCUUUGGCUAUUCUGGAGUGUGCAAUCAAACCAGUGGUCAUGCUUCCAAUGUGGAAGGAUUCUCUCGGUCACACAAGGCUCCACCGAAUGACCGCUAUGGAGCGGGAGGAGAAGGAGAAGGUGAAAAAGAGAGAGAAAAAGCUGGAGGAUGAAGAGACGAUGCAGCAGGCGACAUGGGUGAAAUACACAUUCCCCAUUAAGCAUCAGGUGUGGAAACAGAAGGGUGAGGAGUACAGAGUGACUGGUUAUGGUGGCUGGAGCUGGGUCAGUAAAACCCAUGUCCCACGUUUUGUCCCCAGAUUACCUGGAAACACAAAUGUCAACUAUCGAAAAGCACUUGAAGCAGCUAAUACUGGCAAGGAAAGUCAGACAUCCUGCCCAGAAAAAUGCCUAAACCCGAUCCCUGAAACCCCAAAGGAACACUCAUCUGAAGAGGAGCAAACACUCAAAGAGACGGAGGAACAAAAGGAAGAAAAGAUGGAGGUAGACGAGAAGACUAUGUCUACGAGUGAUGAGCUUGACAAAAAUGAAUCUUCUGAAAAGAUGGACACGAGCACCCCUGACAUCACUAGCCCCAGCGAAGAAAAAGUUAAUAUUAAAAGCACACCUUCACCUUUGAAGAAUGAUCAGUGUGUGAAAAAGGAAUCUAGCGAUUGUGAAGAGUCCAAAGUCAGUGCAGCAGUUCAGCCUCAGGUGUCAUUUGAAGAUGAUGUUGUUAACGUCAGCCAGGGCUUUCAGCUGCGCACAGCUUACAAAAAGAAGGGCAAAGGAUCAAAGCUGGAUGGUCUUUUGGAGCGGCGGGUCAAGCAGUUCACUUUGGAGGAGCGGCAGAGGCUGGAGAAGCUCAAGCAAGUUGGUGCCUCAAAACCCACCACUGAAAAUGGGACAAAGGAUCAGGAGAAGACCAGUCCGUCUCUGACCCAGGAGCUUAAAACUGAAGGAUCCUCUUUUGAAGCUACUAAAACUGUUCUGUCUGAUCAGGCAGUAAACCCGACGGUGAAGGAAAAAGACCCUGUAGUACAAAAGCUUGACUUUGAUCAAGAUGAGAAGGUUCAUGGUUCUUCAGAACAGACUGAAAAUCUUGAUGUCAGACUGGGAUCAAAUUCAAAGACUGAAUCAGCUACAUCUCUGCCAGAAAAAGAGCAGAACGCAGCACCAGAACCACAGCACAAAACGGGGAAUGGCACGUUAAUAACUGACGCAGAGCUUAACGGAGGUUCUCGGAAAGAUCUGGAAGACAGCCUUAAUUCAAACAGCAAAAUGCCAUGCCUGAAAUUUGAGGGUACAGAGAAGAAGGACACAACUGAAAACACUUCUUCCAUGGAAGAGAAUGGCUUAAGUAUAGAAACAAACUUGCCGGUGCACGUCAAUGGCAGAGAUGGUUCAGUGGACUCUCCGCCAACAAAUCUGACCAAUAAUUUCAACUCAAAAGAAAUGAAGCAGGGUGAAGAGGAGGAGACAAAAACACUUCCCUCCAAGGAUCCCGUAAAAUCACUAAUGAAUGGUGACCUGACUCAAGGCAGCCAGAACGACAUAGCUCAGUCUAAUGAGGAGAAGUCAAACUUGGAGUUUCUGGCCUCUCAGAAGGUUGCUAGAAUGGACUGCAACACUGAGGGCAUAGCUGAGUCUGCUGUAAGUUCUUCUCCCUCCCAACUUUCUCCAACAGAAACUGUAAAGUCAGAUGGGCUUAGUAGCAGUACCAGGGUGUCCCCAAUGGAGACUGAAGAGGCCAAGUUGAAAACUUUUAGCCCAUCACCAAUCCUGUCAACAGAGGAGUCUAGCUUAAGUAAUGACGUUGCUGAGAAUAGCACUAACAGUGGUAGUGGGGGCAAGACCAUAAUAACACAAGUGAUCACUACUACCACUACUACCACUACAGUGUCCACCGAAUCACACACUGUUGAAGCAUCCAGCUUGCCUGAUGGUACCACUAACAGUAAAGAUUCUUCAACAUUGACGUCAGCUAAACCGAAAGUGGAAUCCACCAUGUCCGUGUCUACUCUUUCCACUACAACCACCACCAUGGUAACCAACGUAUCAAACCCAAGCCAAGGAGCCAAAGUUACAGAGCAGAGCAAGACCACUGUCACAGCAAUGUUUACUGAUGCUAAAUCAGCACCUUCAAGUACCACUGUAACCUCAGUCACCCUGAGUAAGGAGUUCUCCACCAGAGACAGAGUGCGGUUAUUGAAGUUCUCCCGCUGCAAGAAGACCCGGUCUGGUACAGCUCUGCCUUCAUAUCGCAAGUUUGUAACAAAGAGCAGCAAGAAGAGCAUUUUUGUGCUCCCCAAUGAUGACCUAAAGAAGCUUGCGAGGCGAGCGGGUAUCCGUGAGGUGCCCGUCUUUAAUUACAACGCCAAGCCAGCUUUAGACGUCUGGCCCUAUCCAUCCCCAAGGCCCACUUUUGGAAUCACAUGGAGGUACCGGCUUCAGACCGUAAAGUCUUUGGCUGGAGUGAGUCUGAUGUUACGCCUGCUUUGGGCAUGCCUCAGGUGGGAUGAUAUGUCAGUGAAGCCCUCUCCUGCUGUUGGAACCACACGCACCGAAACAUCGGACACUGAGAUAACAACAACUGAGAUUAUCAAGCGAAGAGAUGUAGGACCUUAUGGCAUCCGCUCAGAGUAUUGCAUUAGGAAAAUUAUUUGCCCCCUAGGUGUGCCCGAGACUCCCAAAGAGACCCCCACACCCCAAAGAAAGGGUCUGCGCUCAAGUGCUCUGCGGCCAAAGAAACCAGAGCCCUCUAAGCAGACAGGACCUGUCGUGAUUGAGAAAUGGGUGCCAGAGGAGGACCUGGAACUUUGGGAGAUUCGAGCCUUUACUGAAAGGGUUGAGAGGGAAAAGGCUCAAGCAACAGACCCAAGUAAGGUUACUGUCCAGAAGACAGCUGAGGAGGUCAAGGCCCAAUUGGAAGCUCAAUUAAAGCAGCAGAGAUUGGCAGCCCAGCAGAAACGUUUGGAGCAGCAGAAAACUGGAACAACCACAACUCCAUCCAACUUGAGCAGCACACCUACCAGCACUGCAUCAUCCACCCAGAAGGUGGUGGUAGGUUCUCUGGGCAGUCCAGUCACCCCUGGGACAAAAGUGGUGCUUGCCACCAAGCUAGGUACUCCGGUGCAAUUUCAGCAGGGCAAGAACUUCCAGCAGUCCUUUGCCUCCUGGGUCAAGCAGGGCCAAAGCAAUGCAGCCUCCACUACUUCCGUUACCACAGUGGCGGCGAGUAGUGUCAGCACGUCUGGGCAAACGUUCCAGAUCGCUGCUGCGUCAGGCUUGAUGACUGGCAAUGUCAUCACCGCCAAACUGCCUCUGCCGGCCAACAGCAAGAUAGUCACAGUGAAUGUGCCAACCACGCAAGGAGGUGUUGUCCAGGUGCAGCAGAAGGUUGUUGGCAUCAUUCCAUCCAGUACAGCAGCCACAGCUCAGUCAUUCUCCUCAUUCCAGCCCCGUACGGGCACAGUCAACAUCCGACCUAACACCAGCAACUCCACACAGCAAGCUACCACUGCUGGAACCCCUGUCCGGCCUGGGAUGACGGUGGUUCGUUCACCCCUCCAACAGGCCACAACUUUGGGCAAGACCAUCAUACGCACACCUCUAAUGGUUCAACAAGGCCAAGGUCAGCAGGUGGUAACUCAGAUCAUCCGAGGAACACCUGUAUCAAAGGCUGUGAGCAGCAGUUCCCCAGCGCAGGUGGUGGGUUCUCCCCCUCUACCCUCUACUCCUGGGCAGCCCCAGACUCCACAUGCUCCCAGCACCACCCGACCACAGCAAGGCCAAGUUAAACUCACCCUGGCUCAGCUAACACAGCUCACGCAAGGAGCUCAGGGUGGGAAUCCAGGUUUGACUGUAGUGAUCCAAGGUCAGGGGCAGACUACAGGGCAGCUGCAGGUCAUACCGCAGGGUGUGACUGUGAUCCCGGGUCCUGGUCAGCAGCUCAUGCAAGCAGCUAUGCCCAAUGGCCAGGUCCAGCGCUUCCUCUUCACUCCUAUGCCACCAGCAUCAGCUACUCCAGCUCCCACUGUAUCCACACCAAGCACCUCAGCCACUCCCACAAGCAGCACCACACCUGCCGCCGCCACCACCACCGCAGGACCUACAACGCCAGUGAGGCCAGCAAUACAACCUGCAGCCCAAGUAUCACCCAUCAUCCAACCCUCCAGCCUUCCUUCAUCUCCACCCCCUCUUCCUAAAUCCCAACCUAUGCUACAGCCAGCCACCACAUCCCAAACACCACCAUCUCCUGCUCCAGUUCCUACUCUGCAAACUAAAUUUUCUUCACAGGCCCUACUUCAACCACAGUCGCAAGUCCAGCACCAAACACAAUCACAACCACAAAGCCAGUCCCAAGCUCUACAACACCAAACCCAGCCACAAGUCAAAACCCAACCACAGCUUCAAAACCAACUUCAGCAACAAUCCCAAAUCCAGUCCCAACCCCAGCUUCAACCCCAGCUUCAAACCCAGUUGCAGCACCAAGUUCCAUCACAACCCCAAUCACAGCUCCAAAUCCAGUCUCAACAGCAACUCCAACCACAAGUUCAACAGCAAGCCAAACUUCAACCCCUGCAGCAACUUCAACCUCAGCAGCAGACUCAGGCCCAGCCACAACUCCAACUUCAAAUUCAGCCUCAAAAGCAACUCCAGUCUCAAAUCCAACAGCAGCCCCAACUCCAGGCUCAGCUUCAGCCUCAACAGCAGCCCCAACUCCAGGCUCAGCUUCAGCCUCAACAGCAGCCCCAACUCCAGACGCAACUUCAGCCUCAGCAGCAGCCCCAACCACAGGCACAACUUCAGCUUCAACAGCAAACCCAACUCCAACUUCAGCCUCAACAGCAACUCCAAUCACAGCCACAGCUUCAGUCCCAACAGAAACCCCUUCUCCAGACACAGCCACAACUUCAACCCCAACAGCAACCUCAAAUCCAUUCUCAGCUGCAACUUCAGCCUCAGCAGCAACCCCAACACCAUCCCCAGCUGCAACAUCAGACUCAACAGCCACAACUCCUCCCUCAGCAGCCUUCCCAUGUCCAGUCAACCCCACAACAGCAGCCACAAACUCAAUCUCAUUUGCCUGCCCAAACCCCAGUCCAGCCCACUUCCCACUUACCGGUGUCUCAUGUAGCCCAAGUGACUUCACCCCCAACACAGGUAGCCUCCAUUGCUGUAGCUCCACAGGUAACCCAGACCACGGUAACUCAGGUUCGGCCUCAGAUCCAGCUCCCUGCCCAGCUUCUUAGUGUUCCAGGGAUCCAGCAGCAAGUCCUGUCCCAGAUCCAGAACCAAGUAGCAGCACAGCUUCAGGCCCAGCAUGGUACCCUUCCCCAGCAGAUCAAACUGCAGCUUCCUAUCCAGAUCCAACAGCAGGGUGGAGGCCAGGUGCAAACACAUCAAAUCCAGAAUGUGGUGACUAUCCAGACGGCCAGCGUCCAGGAGCAGCUCCAGCGCAUCCAGCAGCUGCGAGAUCAGCAGCAGCAGAAGAAGAAGCAGCAAGAGGCUAAGAGGGAACAAGCUCAACAGGCUGCCAGCCAGAGCGAGCUGCUGCAGAAGCAGGUGGUCAUGAAGCAGAAUGCAGUCAUAGAACACUUAAAGCAGAAGAAAGCCAUGACGCCAGCAGAGAGGGAGGAGAAUCAGAGGAUGAUCGUGUGUAAUCAGGUGAUGAAGUUCAUACUGGAUAAGAUUGACAAAGAUGAAAAGCAGGCAGCCAAAAAGCGGAAGCGGGAGGAAUCAGUGGAGCAGAAGCGCAGCAAACAGAACGCCAGCAAGCUCUCGGCUCUGCUCUUUAAACACAAAGAGCAACUGAAAGCUGAGAUUUUGAAGAAGAGAGCACUGCUGGAUAAGGAGCUACAAGUGGAGGUGCAGGAGGAGCUGAGGAGAGAUCUGAGCAAGCUGAGAAGAGAAAAGGAGAAAGCCCAGGCUGCAGCAUCUCAAGCAGCCGCCACAGCCAUUAGUGCCCAGGCGGCCUCUCUCUCCACACACUCCUCCACCGUCACGUCGCCUCCCUCCAGCCAUAAACGCAAACGAGACGAGGAGCGAGACGCAGCCUUGUCUAAGAGCAAGAAGAAGAAGAUGAUCUCCACCUCAUCGAAGGACAGCAAGAGAGACACAAAACUCUACUGUGUAUGCAAAACGCCCUACGAUGAAUCCAAGUUUUAUAUUGGCUGUGAUCUCUGUUCGAACUGGUACCAUGGUGAGUGUGUGGGCAUCACAGAGAAGGAGGCCAAGAAGAUGGAUGAUUACAUCUGUAUGGAAUGUAAAAGGGCACAGGAAGGCAGCACAGAGGAGCUCUAUUGCAUCUGUAGAACACCAUAUGACGAGUCCCAGUUCUACAUUGGCUGUGACCGCUGCCAGAACUGGUACCAUGGACGCUGUGUGGGCAUACUGCAGAGCGAGGCGACUCACAUUGACGAAUAUGUUUGCCCUCAGUGUCAGUCUACAGAGGAGGCAAUGACCGUGCUGUCGCCGCUCACAGAUAAGGAUUACGAGGGUUUGAAGCGAAUCCUCCGAUCCUUACAGGCCCACAAAAUGGCUUGGCCAUUUCUGGAACCAGUGGACCCUAAUGAUGCUCCAGAUUAUUAUGGCGUCAUAAAGGAACCGAUGGAUUUAUCCACCAUGGAACAGCGGAUACAGAAACGAUUUUACAGCAAGCUAACGGAAUUUGUAGCGGACAUGACCAAAAUUUUCGAUAACUGCCGCUACUACAACCCCAGCGACUCACCUUUUUACCAGUGUGCCGAGUUCUUGGAAUCCUUCUUUGUACAGAAACUCAAAGCUUUCAAAGCAAGCAGAUUGAUGUCUUGAGUCUGACCGUAUAGCUGGAAUCUAUGCUGAAGGGGGUGGAGUUUCUCUUUUAUAGAUACAUGGAACUUGCUGUUUUAUGAGCAGCUGAAACUCCACAUGAUUUUUAUAUUUAAGUUAAUUAAGUCCUUUUUUUUUUUCUUUUCAUCACAAGGGGUAGGGGGAGACGUGUUAAAGGCCAAAAGUAUCCCAAGCAUGGCUUCAUUGACGAUCACAGAAUGGCAGCCAUGUUGUUAAAUCAUAAAUACAAGAGAUAGGACUUGAGUGCAUAUAAUGUUAUGUGGAUUUUUUUUUUUUUUGUUAAUAAUGUUCACGUAUUAGUGAUUCUGAUAUUUUAUUUGUAUAUGCCUAACAACGAUGCCUUGUUUUCCUCAAAUGUGUUUACUUAAUGUGGCACUGGUAAAAUAUUUUGUAUAUUUUUAUUGUAAGAUGGAUUGGAUUUAGUCUCUUAGCCUUUUUCUGGUUUAUCUGCUUGUCCUGGACUUCAUGCAUUUAUCGGUUUAUCAUGUGUACCCCCGCAGGUGAACAAAUCAUUGCUCAUCAUUCAUCUGCAAUAUUUUGUCAGCGAAAUAGUAAUAAAAAGUUCGUAUUUAAAACGUGGUAGAUUCUGGUUUUAAAUCCUUUUGUGAAGGGUUUUAUGUUAAACGGCGAUACAGAAUUGGAGAUUGGAAUAUUUUGUAUAGUGUUGCUAUCCAGACUUUACUAUGAUAUUUCACUUCCUUUUAUUGGUUUUCCCCCCUCCCAAUAUACAAGCUGCCAGUGACCCACAUCAUAUUUAGCUACAAAAUUACCUCCAGAUACGAUUCAGUUCUUGAAUUGAGACAGGGCUUUCCUUGCAGAUUUCUGCCAACAUGGCUGCCAUGUCCACGCCCAUCCCAUCCCAUCUCACAUCAUCACCCAGACAAUGCAUACGUGUCUUUUAGCUAUCUGUCUCAUUUUCAUUUAGUUCGUCUUGUGUGUGUUUUGUUUCGUUUUUUUCCCCCUCGUGUCUUGUCCGCUGUUCAAUAAAAAACAUCAAACAGCUUCACUUCAGUUUGCUCUCUUUUGUAUUCUGUAGGUCUCAUAACAACAAACUACAGUCUUCAGCUUCAUAGAAUACAACCACAUGUGGUGCUAAGGCACGUCUGUAAAGGACAUGUUUUGGGGAAGGGGAGGGAGGAGGGGGGGGGACUGAACAGUCGAUCCAAGGGAACCAGGCAUCUUCUGUGUCAACGAUGCCCUACACAUUCUUCAUUUUCUUUCUCUCUCGACCCAAACCGAUGGUUCUUCCCCAGUCAACCAGCAACGCACACGACUGCAGUGUUUAAAGCAGCGUCUCUUUGACAUGCCCUGCUCUCUGACUGUGGAGCGAACAGGCAGCAGAGGGAUUACAUGAAGCAUUUUUGUAACAUUUGUUACCUCAAAGCAAUGACUUUUGGAUGGAACUUCGUGUUUUUUCUUUUUUUUUUUUUUUUUCUUUUUUUUCUUUUUCUUUUUGUUUUUUUAAUCAUAUUUGCAUAAUCCAGGGUCCAGGUCUUACAUAUACCUUUCAUGACAAUAGACAAUGACAUGUUUUCAUGUGAUGUGCAAGAAUUAGGUGGAUCCUGGACACAACUGACUGUGUUUGACAAGCAGUUGGUUUUGUGGUGGAUUAGCGUUCAGGAUGCCUGAAAGAGGAAACUUUAUUCAGAUGCAGGUUUUUAGCUGUUUCAUGCCAAGUGACUAAAGCAGCCGAUAAACCGAGCUCGGUCGUGAGGCAUUCUGUUUGUAUGUCUAUUCUUCCUUUUUCUUUCUUUUUUUUGUAAUACAGCUGAAGAAAUAUUGAUGUAUAUGAAUCGUAAAUAAAUGGAAAGAGUUCUCUUUCUCACACUGA